Zonotrichia albicollis (white-throated sparrow) is the source of this 5674-nucleotide messenger RNA. The record is from RefSeq and is a predicted model, not a curated record. Lineage: Eukaryota; Metazoa; Chordata; Aves; Passeriformes; Passerellidae.
GGGACACCCGCCCUGAGAACGGGCUCCGUUACCGAGCUCAGCUCGGAGCAGCCCGGUUACCGAACUCACCGCGGGUGAGCUGGGGACAAGGGAGAGGUGGGCAUAGCUCAGCAGGUCAUGGCGGUUGCUCCAGAUCUUCACCUGCAUUAUAUGGAGGCCUGUCAAAAUUUGAGCCAGCCUGAAAACCCCUUCAUUGCUCGUGUGCUUCAAGAGGCUGAUAAAAAUGAUGAAAUAACUACAAAAGGAAUCACAUUAAAAUUAGCUGGAAAUAAUCAUCUGGUGCCUGUGCCAAGAGUUACAGAUAAUGAUCUUGCAGUUCUUGUCUCUGUCUUAGGCCAAGCUCCCUUUGUCACAGGUUUGGAUCUUGCCUAUAAUUUAUUGACUGAUGUCGGAGCAGAGAUCAUGGCAGUAUUCCUCCAGGAAAACUCCACUCUGCAGUAUCUGAACCUGAUGUUCAAUGACAUUGGCACAAGUGGGGCAGAGCUGAUAGCAGGAGCACUCCAUAACAAUCAAAGUCUUGUGCACCUGAGAAUGACUGGAAACAAAAUAGGAAACCAAGGUGGCAUGUUUUUUGCUUCAAUGCUAGAAAUUAACUCAACCUUAAAGAAGUUGGAUCUUGGAGACUGUGAUGUGGGCCUGCGGUGUCUGAUAGCAACAGCCAUAGCCCUGACUCAGAACAAAUCACUCAAAGCCAUAAACCUCAAUCGUCCUUUGCUAUCCACCCAACAGGAAGAGACCACAGUUCAUAUAGCUCUGAUGCUGAGGAGUAAUUCUUCUCUUGUGGAACUACAUUUGGGCAAGCAUGAAAUGAAAAACUUUGGUGUAGAGCGACUGUGUGAUGCCCUGUAUGAAAACUCCACCCUGAGAUACCUUGACCUUAGCUGUAACAACAUCAUCUGUGAUGGUGCUAAAUUUUUGGCAGAGCUACUGAAAAAGAACCAUACCCUGGAGAUCCUGGAUCUUGAUGCAAACCGAAUAGAGGAUGCUGGAAUCAUUUACCUGAGUGAGACCUUGGUCACGCGGAACAGGACUCUGAAGGCGUUGUCUGUUGUAAGCAACAAUAUAACUGGCAGAGGACUUGUAGCUCUUGCACAGGCAAUGCAUUCCAACAUGACACUUUCCCAUAUUUACAUUUGGGGGAACAAAAUUGACAGAAGCACCUGUGCAGCAUUCGCGGAGCUGAUGGCGGUGGAGCGCCUGCAGCCGGACUGCACGGACGUGGCUCCCUACAAGGUGGACGGGGAGAUUUUCCUGGCAGAGCUGUCCCACGGGCUGGCCAAGCACCGCUACUGGAGCCCGCGCUGCGCCGCCGUGGCCCCCGGCGCCGCCAACGCCAGCCUGGAAAUCGUCCCUGUCUCGGAGUAUUUGUGAGGAUUCUGCACCCGGGCACCCCCGGAACCCGCCCCGAGCCUGAGCUUUCCCCACCCGGUUUCUAGUAAAAUAGGUUGUUUUAUCAGUAUCACACUUGCUGCAUGUUGUUUCUUUAGGGUUUGAGUCUAGGAGGAUUCUACACCUGCUUGAAAUGGCAACAGAGAAAGCAUCAACAAAAUGACCUCAAAAUUUGUUAUUAAGUCAUACUCCCAUCUAUUAAAAGUCUGUAACUAUGAAAAGGUUUGUACCCAGGCAGAGCAGACUGACAAAAGCAACACCCAGGACUGCUACAGGGCAGCAGAUCAAGUAUCCUGCAGAGUCAGAUUCCUGCUGAAGCUGAGAGCUUUGGGUAAAUCUAUUUUUAGCACUGUUCUCCAUGAACUCUUUCCUUUUCCUUAGCAAUUGCAUCCUUUUGAUCUUCCAGUAGUGAGAUCUUCCAUUUUCAAAACCAAGGUAAGUGAACUUAAGCACUAAGCCACAGCCAUGCUAGAACUUUAAGAUGGUGAACCCAGUUUGCUGGGAUACACAUGGAAUUUUGAUUAAAUUGGAGCACGUACUUGUUUCUUAUACAACAAAUACAAACCACCACCAAAUCUGAUGCCAUAAUUUCUUCUCAUCUCAUGAAAACUGCCUAAACAGUUGUAUCAUUAUAGCCCUGUGACAAUUCCUACACAUGAGUAAGACAACACAUGAAUGUAAUGGUAAACAUUGUGUAAUGGCUUAGACAGACUUUGUGUAAGCUUGGGAAUCACUCUGCUGGUUUCCGUUUUCCAUUCACUCUGCUCAUUCCUGUAGAAGUGACUUAAUUUAUGUUCCUAAACAGAAAAAGUCACAGGACAGCAGAGGUUUGCUCCAAGCCUUUCAUGAAUGCAACUCUCUGCCCCUCUAACUGUGCCUGUUAAAUAUUGGCAUAAAGUGCCAGAAUGAUCUGUGAGUGUAGGUACAAGAGCAAAGCAUGAGGGAAAAAAUUUAAUAAACUAAUUUCAGUACAAAUUGCUGGGAAACUACUGCUGUUCUUACUCUGCAUUAUCACUGUGAUAGUGUAGGAACAGGAAGACAUUUGGACACCUCUUCCCCAGCUGAAAUGACCAGGGCAGUUGUGAGAGCUGGUGUAGGUGGAGGUUUGUUGUUGUUUGGUUGGUUUGUUGUUUGGUUUUUUUUUUCACUGCCCCCACCCCCAAACACAAAUUACUCAGGCUCUUGCUCCAAGAGCCCCUGGUAUGGUCAGGGAUAAGCCCAGAGCAGGAAUGUUUGUUCUGCACACCUGCACAGGGCCCUCCCAGCCUGCAGCACAAAGUUCAUACAUCACCCUGUGAACAGCCAGCUCUAGAGAGGAGCUGCUAUUUUAACUCUUGUUCAGCAGGAAGGAUGCAACAAGAACUAAAGUUGGGGAUACACCAAACAUGGUGGUUUGAGAAGAAACUGCUAUGAGAAUUUUCCUAAAUUCCUAAAAUAAUUCCAAAUUCCUGAAUUUUGAAAUAAUUAGAUAAGCCUGUGUUGGUACUUUUCUGAGUGCUGCUGCUCUGGAUCAUUGCAGGUGACACUCUGACAGUGUCAGUACUGACACACUGGUGACAGAAUGUCUUGCUCAAAACACCACUACAAGACUCAGACUUGUAUUUUUUUCCAUGUGUCUUUCUUUCCCUUGUCAGGUAUAUGAAGUUCAGUCUAAUUUCACUGCUCAAAUUAAGUCUUAAUUUACUUGUAUAAAUGACAUCUGUUAAUCUGAGGUGGUAACAGGUACCCAACUCAAUCAACAGCAGUAUUUUGGUUUUAGUGAUGUGAUAAGAUGGCAACAAUAUCACAGUCAAAAUAUAUCGGGUAAAAUGGCAUCUGAAAGUGCUGGUGUAUGUGUUUGCAGUAUUUGCACUCUACCUGAACCCUUGUUUAACAGCAGCUUGUUCAGCCCAUAAAGCCCUCUUCAUUACUGACAAUACUCAUAAAAACAGCUCAUGUGUUACAGUUUUCUUUGAUAUUCUUUUGUAAGAAAGGGCUGCAGAGUAAUUCCUACCAAAUUCUGUAUAAACAGCUUCCUGCAUACUAAAACAAUUAUUUGUGCAAAACCCUGUAUUGCUUAAAGAGGUCUGUGCCAGAGACUUUUAAUUCUUCCUUCCUCUGACCUUGAAAUUCCUAGAAGAUAUAUCUUGUGUUCUUUGGAAUGAUUGAAUUUACUUGGGCUAGAUUCUUUUUGUCAUGUUCUUCUGAGUAAUUCAAAGGCUAAAGCAAGCAUAAUCCUGCUCUGAAAACCAUUUUUUCAGCUUCUAGACCUCACUGUACCGUGCUGAAAGGCAGCAUUUCCCCCCAGUUUUAGAGGAGAGGCAAAUGAAGGCAAGUGACUGAUCCAGCAGGGCAGGGGUGCAGCAGAGGUCCCCCAAAUUCUAAAGUGGGCUCCAGGGACCCCCAUGGUCCUUGUGCCAGGGUGGUGACAGGGAUUGUGUCUGACUGGUUCCCUCCUGCUUUUGUUGCUGCCCUUUGCAGUUAUAAACAGGAGACACAAGGUGAGGGAAAAUUAUAAAACAAGUUUAUUAAAGUCUGACAUAAAACACUUCAGGCUAAAUAUGUACAACUCCCUCCCUUCCCAGGGAAUUAUAAAAUUGAGAGUUGAGGUAUAUACAAAUAACAGAGGAAAAAUUGUAUAUACAUGGCAGAUACUUUAAAAAUAAUUUAACCAAAAAAAUCAGUUAUUACUCCUUGUCUGAACUUAGCUCUGCAAGGCUUAUUGAGCCUCUCUGGGAUCACAGCCCUGAAAUCCUUCAUGUGGGACUUGUCUGUACUUGAAAAUUGUUUUGUAGCACAUGAUUUCAAAAAGUUUGUUAUUUGUGCCCACUUAGAGGCACUAAUUUAGAAGUAGAUGUCAUAUAAGGAGCUGUUCUCACCUAAGUACUUCCAAACAGUCAAUUUAGAGACUUAGAGAUGCAGAUAAGCUAUUCAGGCAAAACUUGCACCAACUUCAGUGCAAAACUGACUGAAACAGCAGUGUGACAAAACAUGUCAUAUUCUUUGUAUUGCUCUUCAUAGAAUUAUUGAAGUUCCUUCUUUUCUUUUGCAAGGACACAUGCCUAAAAAGAUUCCAUGCUCUCCCAUAUUAAUCCCUUACAGAAAUUAUCAAUACUGUUGUAAGCCUUGCACUUCAAAAUGAACCCAGAACCCUUAAGCCUAGGACUUACAUGUGCAGCUGAUUUCCAUGCAUCUAUUGGCAAAAGUACAGGUGUAGGUUCAGACCUACAGCCUGAACACACCUACAAAUAUAUAUAUAUAUAUAUAUUUAUAUAUAUUUAUUUAUUUAAAAUCUAUAUUCUAGUAAAUGAAUACAGUUGGUAGAGAUCAUACCUCAGCAGCUGAGAUAUCUUCAUGAAAGAUGAGGAUAAAAAUCAAGAUUUUCAGAUGGGGACUCAAGAGUGCAGGUCACUAAAUUAUUGCUCCAAGACAAAACUACAAGCCUGUGUAUUCUAUUAAGAAAGGUUAAAAUUGUUGUCUUGUAAAAAAUAAUGAAUAUCUUCUUGUCUAUAAAGAAAACUAAAUGACUAAUAAAGCAACUGUUACUGUUAUAAGUAUCUAAACAAAUCCUGUAUAAAUCUAAGCACUGUAUUUUUUAAAAAAGUCUGAAAUCUAAGAAUACAGUAAUAAGCUAUAAUUUUAGAAAUAUAAAACCAGUCCAAACAAACACUGUUAUGGAAUGCAUUUUCUAUGUAGGAAUGUAGUUAUUGUUUAGGUUUCUCUCCAGAGCUGUUCUCUCUCCUGGUCAUUUCUCCUGGAUGUUUAUCCUGAGCUGCUUUUCCUCAGGUACCAGCAGCAUAUCAUUAAUUUGUCUUCCAAAGCUGUUUAAAUAUGCAAGUUAUCAGUUGUAAAGCAUUUACUUUCUCAGUUUUCAUGACUAAACCUAUAUCUGUGCCAAGAUUUCUGCUCUACUUUCAAAGAGAGACAGCAAGGAGGAAGCUUAGUACAAGCUACACACAGUCAAGAUCCCAAUUUUGUGGUUCUUCGGUCUUAAAAGGCUGAGGAAUCCCCCAUGGGCUACACCAACAACAGAACUGAAAGAGACAAGAGGGCAGACAAAGGGAAAUGCCAAAAAUAAAACACCAGAGAACUUUCUCCUUUGUCUUUUGCCAGCAUGAUGAACUUCAGCUGUUCAUAAGCUCUGUGGGACAGACAAGCAGGGAAAUGAAAGGCCCUGCAAUAACGAUCUCCAAUGGGGACAAUGUGAGAGAUUCCUGCAUUAGGGAUGCUCCUGUUGAACAUGGCUGUACUCCUGCUGCCCAUGGUAGGCUUCAUCAGCAAAUCUACCAUCUAUUAAAGCAUAAAA